Mercenaria mercenaria is the source of this 3075-nucleotide messenger RNA. RefSeq lists its product as uncharacterized. The transcript has 6 exons. The record is from RefSeq and is a predicted model, not a curated record. Gene Ontology annotation, cellular component: cytoplasm. The coding region runs from base 40 to 657 and encodes 205 amino acids. NCBI's taxonomy places the organism in Eukaryota, Metazoa, Mollusca, Bivalvia, Venerida, Veneridae.
CUGACAAGCCCCUGCGUGACUCAGAAAGUUUGUUUAGACAUGGCGGCCCCCACAACAGCAGGACAGGCACGAGAGAUAAUUGACGACGAAUCUCUUGCUGAAGAGAAACUGUUAGAGGAGUUGGAGAAUGAGGAGAUUCCUGCCUACAUUCGUGAAGCCAGACUUCAGACUCUUAAACAACAGGCCAGUCAGUUCAGAAAUAUGCACGAAAAAGGAUAUGGUAGAUACAGUGAAUUGGAAAAUGAAAAAGAUGUGUUGGAUCUGACAACAGGUGAAGAGAAGUGUGUGGUCCAUUUCUUCCAUGAAGACUUUAGAAGAUGUGCAAUAAUUGAUACUCAUUUAAAGGUUUUAACAGAGCAGUAUUUUGAGACAAAAUUUGCCAAAAUAAAUGUUGACAAAGCAAAAUUUCUUGUGGAAAAAUUGAAAAUUAGGGUACUUCCAGCAGUGUUAUGUUUCAAGAAAGGCAUUGUGGUGGACAGAGUUAUUGGCUUUGAUGAACUAGGUGGUUCUGACAGCUUUCCUACCUCUGUGUUAGAGAAGCGGCUCGGGUCAUCAGGUGUCAUAGAGUAUACAGAGGAUGAACCAGAGAAAAAGACAAUAUUUGGAUUCAGUGACACUCGAAAAAAUAAUGAUGACAGCAGUGAUGAUGAUUACUGAUCAGUUAAUUAAUAAAUUUAUAAUUGUGACAUACAACUGUGUUAUUAAAGAAAACGACUAGGGAUAUAUGUGGAUGCAAAGUGUGUAGAGGGGUACAUUCAGUAAAUUAGUGUACCAUGUAUUAAAGUGGCAUUAGUAAAUCCCCCAUACAAUUCUCUUUAGUACAUGAACAAACAAAAUCCAUUUAUUACUGAGUUUUGAUAUUUCAGUAUUGGCCUUGAUUUUUCAAAAGGUAGAAUUUCCUCCUUUUUGUCGAGCCCGCUUGCGGUGAGCUCGAUAUAGUCGUCACUUUUGGCGGGUUGGUGUAUGUGUGUGCAUCCUUCCCAUUUUGUCUGGACCAUAACUUUGACAUGCAUUGACCAAUCUUAUUUAUUCCCCCGCCAAAGGCGAAGGGGAUAUUAGAAAUGCUCUCCGUCCGUGCGUCCGUCCGUCCGCAACGAUCUUUGUCCGGAGCAUAACUCCAAAAGUACUGGAGGGAUUUUCUUCAAACGUCAUACACUGAUAGAACACAUUGGGAGGAAGUGCAAUGUGCAAGAACAAUAACUCUACCUUGCCUAUUUUUUGAGUUAUUUCCCUUUAUCUUAUUUUCUUAAAAAAUUUUGUCCGGAGCAUAACUCCAAAAGUGCUGGAGGGAUUUUCUUCAAACUUUAUACACUGAUAGAACACAUUGGGAGGAAGUGCAGUGUGCAAGAACAAUAACUCUACCUUGCCUAUUUUUUGAGUUAUUCCCCUUUAUCUUAUUUUCUUAAAAAAAUUUGUCCGGAGCAUAACUCCAAAAGUACUGGAGGGAUUUUCUUCAAACUUCAUACACUGAUAGAACACAUUGGGAGGAAGUGCAGUGUGCAAGAACAAUAACUCUACCUUGCCUAUUUUUUGAGUUAUUCCCCUUUAUCAUAUUUUCUUAAAAAAAAUUGUCCGAAGCAUUUCUUCUUCAUGCAUGGAGGGAUUUUGAUGUAACUUGGCACAAUUAUACACCAUCAUGAGACGAAGUGUCAUGCGCAGUUCCCUUCUUUAGAAUUACCUCCCUUUGUUGUUACUUUAAAUAGCUUUUAUUGUAACUUUUUCAUUACUAGUCGUAGGGAAAAAUCGAGACCACUUUUCUGUAGUACAACAUGCAUGCUACAUCCAAUUUUGAGGUGUAUUUUGACCAAUCUGUACCUGGUAAAGAUUUUUGUGUGGACUUACAAUUUUUUUUUUUUUUAAGAUUAACUUCCCUUAGUUGUUACUAUAAAUAACUUAUAUUGUAACAUUUUUAUAAUUGACCGUAUGGAAAAAACAAGACCACUUUUCUGUGGUACAACAUGGAUGUUACUUUCCAAUUUUAGGUGUAUUUUAAGAUAUCUCUACCUGGUAAGGAGUUUUUUGUAGACUUAGAAAAACAAAAGACUUACAAUGAUUACUAAACAACCACAAAAUUAAAAUUCCAUUUGCAAAUACAGCUGCUAGAGUAAAGAAAUUUGCUGUGACGGGCAUAUAUUGUGACAUUCUGGCACUCGUGUUCCCUGUUAGCUUUCCAUUCCUUCUUUUUACAGUAGCCAUAUAGAAAAACAUCAUAGCUUUACUGUUCAUGAAAAUUAAUAAAAUUUAGCAGUAAACCACCUCACCACUGACUUAUUCUUUCUUCCACAUCUUUAAAACCCCUGAUGCGGACCACAACUAAAUGGUUCUUCAAAGCUUUCCCCAAAAUUAAUACUUACAGACACUAUAACUUGCCAGGAACUUUAGCCUUCAAUUAUAAUAUGCCCGGCGGGGGGAUUGGCCAUGUCUAACAUGGCUCUUGUUAUAUUUGGCAUGAAUGUUUACCGCAAUGAGAAGGAGUGUCAUGCGCAAACCUCGUGUUCUAUCUCAGAGGUCAAGGUAACGGAGGUCAAAGGUCAAAUUGAAGUUUUUCUGUACCAUAACUUUGACGUGCAUGGACCAACCUUGUUUAUAUUUGGCAUGAAUGUUAACCUCAAUGAGAAGUAGUGUCAUGCACACACCCCGUGUUCCUAUCUCAAAGGUCAAGAUCACAGCUGGAGGUCAAAGGUUAAAUUGAAGUUUGUCCGGAGCAUUUCUUCAUGCAUGGUAGGAUUUAGAUGUAACUUGGCAUAAAUGUUCACCAUUAUAUGAUGGAGUGUCAUGCGCAAGAACCAGGUCCCUAGGUCUAAGGUCAAGGUCACACUUACAGGCAAAAGGUGCUGACGGGCUCGACAUUCUGUCCGUGGGCAUGCAGAAUGUAUUUCUAGUUUAGAAUAUUUUCAGAAAGAAAAACUAGAAUAUUUCUAUCUUUGAGUUAGGCCCCAUUACUUAAACCUGAAAUCUUAGACACCUUAUUGAAAACUGUGUUAAUGAUUGUUUAACAUUUGUCAUUUUAUUUAUAUUAAUAUACUGGUACUCAUUUUUUUGUACAUUUUUGAAAAUAAAUACAAAUUGACUUAA